Messenger RNA from Passer domesticus (house sparrow), 915 nucleotides. It is a transcript of the gene NINJ2, whose product is annotated as ninjurin 2. Bases 122 to 550 code for a protein of 142 amino acids. The transcript is spliced from 4 exons. Gene Ontology annotation, biological process: cell adhesion; tissue regeneration. NCBI's taxonomy places the organism in Eukaryota, Metazoa, Chordata, Aves, Passeriformes, Passeridae. The record is from RefSeq and is a predicted model, not a curated record. Gene Ontology annotation, cellular component: membrane.
ACAUGAAUAGCAGGACUGUUCCAGCAGCUGCGCCCUGGGCCGGCGCUCAGAGGCUGCAGGAGCACAGAGCGCUCCGCUCCCGCUCCGGCUGCUCCGGGGACACGGAUCUGGGGACGCAAGGAUGGCCUCGGAGAGGGACAGCACCAGCCCCCAUGGCAUGAACCCUCACCUCCGGAUCCACGGGCCGAUGAACAUCAACCACUACGCGACCAAGAAGAGCGUGGCAGAGAGCAUGCUGGACGUGGCGUUGUUCAUGGCCAACGUCACCCAGCUCAAAGCUGUGCUGGAGCAGGGCACGUCCUUCCAGUACUACGCCACCCUCAUCGUGCUCAUCAGCAUCUCCCUCUUCUUCCAGGUGAUGAUUGGGAUUCUCCUUAUCAUCACUGCUCGUUUGAACCUGAAUGAUAUUGCAAAGCAACCACGCCUGAACAUACUCAACAACGCUGCCACAGCUCUCAUCUUCAUCACAGUCAUCCUCAACAUCUUCAUCACAGCCUUUGGGGUGCAGAAGACUGGCCUCUACCCUGGCAGGAAUUUUGGACCUUAUUAACUCAUGGGGCAAUGGACUCAGGACCUGAGCAGUGCAGCUCUCCUCCACGUUUCCACUGACCUCAGCAGGAGCCCAUGGAUGAAUUCAGAAAACUGGGUUAAACUUCAAAACUCUGUGUGUAUCAUAGCAGACUGACCCCUUGCUGUAAUGCUUUUGCAGUUCUGAGGGGCAGGAAUAUUGUCUUUCCAACCUAGAACAAACUUUGCAAGAGAAAAGUGCAGGAACAGCAGCAGGUAUACAUUUUGAAAGUACAGUUCUGUAAAUCUCUUUUCUUAUUUUAGCUGCCUGCUUCACAUAUAUUAGCUUAUUUGAUAGAGAAGACUGAAUGAAUUACUUUGUAGGCUAAAUAAAUAAGUCCAGAUUUU